This is a messenger RNA of Lycium ferocissimum, 1289 nucleotides long. RefSeq lists its product as uncharacterized. The record is from RefSeq and is a predicted model, not a curated record. The coding region runs from base 1 to 1050 and encodes 349 amino acids. The transcript is spliced from 3 exons. Lineage: Eukaryota; Viridiplantae; Streptophyta; Magnoliopsida; Solanales; Solanaceae.
AUGGCGAGAUAUAGGGAGAGAAAAAUCCCUAUCGAAAAGUUUCAACUUUCUAUUUCAGAAAAUAGUGGAUCAAAUCAUCCUCUUGAUUUCCCUCAGAUGGAUAAUUGGCUUGGCAGUGCUCUUCAGAAUAGUGUAAAAGAUCUCGUCUGUAAGGUUUCUAUUCCCUCAUACCCCUUCCCUGUUUUCACAUUCUUGGCAGCAAAUUCUUUAAGAGAAUUGAUUGUCGAUUUCAUCAUUGUUUAUUGUCCUUUGUUGACAAAGAUUGAGCUGCGGAAUCUUCAAAAUAUCAAGUCAGUUUCUAUUAGUAGCAACCACAACCAGAGUGUCAAAAUCCAAGCACCAACUCUCGAACACUUGUCUUAUUCAGGGUGUCCUUGGGAACAAUCCCCUAUAUUGGAUAUUGCUGAAUGUCAAAAUCUAAUAUCUUUAGAGCUAUCAUCGAUUGAGGGUUGUAAGGGCUUACGGGAUAUUGGUGCUCCAAAUUUGGUAUCACUUGAGUAUGAGGGAGAUCAAAUUCCUAAGCUUAAAAUUGCAAAAGCGUCCGGCCAAUUGAAGAACUCACAAUUAUGUCUUUGUCGCUUGAAAGAUUUAAAUGCUGCAUGGUUUGGUGAGUUGAGGAAAUAUCUAUUAAACUCGACCUCUUGGUCUCUAGUUGACCUUUACUUUGACGAAUGUGAUGAGAUCAACAUGAAAGAUUUGGAGCUGCACCAUAGAGUUGCUAACCCCAAAGUGGACGUUCUAAAUGUACAGAUAGAGUCGUCGGGGGAGUGCCCACUGCUUGUGGACGCUUUGCUCUGGAGUUGUCAUCCUAGGAGACUCUACCUACAAUCAACUAUUGAAAUGAUUACUUGCUUCAUGGAUCGUUUAAUGUAUUUGAAGAAUUCACGUCAUUCUACAUCUCAUGGAAGCAAGCCUUGGCAUAGUCAAUUGAAAGGAGUAAAAGCCUACAAAUGUGACUCGGAUAAUCAGCGCGUGUUACUCAGAAGUGGAGAGCUAGUAGUGAGGACCCUUACGGAGGUGGAGGAAGUUUUGUUUCUAUUAGAUAGGUGAUGUAGUUUAUUCUAGUGCAAAUUGAAUGUACUUAUUCAUUAUGCAGUUUACUACUUCAAAGUUAAGUUCUCCCGUAGUCCCAUUGAAUUUUUCUCGAGAAUAGUCUUUUGAUACUCAACCUGCUGGUACAGUGGUACUGAACUUAUCAGAUGUAGUUGAAGCAUGGUAUAUUUCUUCUGAGACGAGCAUAAGCGCUUCCAUUGUAUUUGUACCAGCUCUUUAGUACUGAAAAAAAAGGG